GAAAGAAUAGCAUUGAAUCAUUUGUUCAGGUUACACGCUCCUUCUGCCCCUGUCUCUCUCUCUCUCUCUGUGUCUCACUCUUCAUUCAACGGCAGCUCGCCAAUAGAUUCACAACUUAACUAAAAAGUUUUCUCUGUACUUUUAUUUUAACUUAAAAGAAAAAGAAAAGAUGGCCGGCUUAUCUGACGAAACACUAACAGAAAUCUUUGGUAAUUUGGAUAAAGAUAACAGCGGAAAAUUGGAAAAAUCCGAAAUAAGAAGUCUUGUUGAGAAAGUUGUUUCUGCCCACGGCAGUCAACUCGAAACUGAGGAACAGAGAGCAAAAGAAGUUGAAUUUCUAAUGGCUAAAUUCGAUAUUAGCGGCGAUGGAACUAUUACUGUUCAAGAGUUUAUCGAAGCUUACAGACAAGCCAAACGAUAAGAAUUUAUUCAUUCAUUUUUGAAUAUUAAUGAAUAUGCAUGAAUAAAGAAAAAUGAUUGAUUUAAAAAACAAAUACAAAACUUUAUAAAAAAAAA
Messenger RNA from Dimorphilus gyrociliatus, 516 nucleotides. Lineage: Eukaryota; Metazoa; Annelida; Polychaeta; Dinophilidae. The record is from the annotation of a GenBank genome assembly.